Cryptomeria japonica (Japanese cedar) is the source of this 1485-nucleotide messenger RNA. RefSeq names its product alpha-(1,4)-fucosyltransferase. The coding region runs from base 209 to 1438 and encodes 409 amino acids. The transcript is spliced from 3 exons. NCBI's taxonomy places the organism in Eukaryota, Viridiplantae, Streptophyta, Pinopsida, Cupressales, Cupressaceae. The record is from RefSeq and is a predicted model, not a curated record. Gene Ontology annotation, cellular component: membrane. Gene Ontology annotation, molecular function: alpha-(1->3)-fucosyltransferase activity.
UUCUACUUGGUCUGUUGCUAUGAAAACCUUAGCCCACCUAAUCAAAUAUCGUUGUUUUUUUGGGACGAUAUCGUGUGUAAACCUCCUUGUGACACAGGCAUAUAUAACAUGUAGAGGAAUUGUCUAUAACAGUCCUUGCCAUUUCACUGGCUUGCGUGCAUAUGUUUUUCUGCUCGUUUUUUCGAAAUAGAUCAGAUUCCGCAAAGCCAUGCUUUUAUAUUCAAAGACCUUGGUCAAAUCUAUGUACUACUGUUUUGCAAUGGUAACUCUAUUUUUAAUGCUUCUCAUUCUAUUUGGGUUUGUAGAGUUACCCAUUUCAUCGUAUGCUUUAGAACCCACAAAAACCCAUGGAGACUAUGAUGAAUCUGCUUCAUUUCUCGAAGAACCGUUUACUGAGUUAUCCAGUGCGUUCAGAAAAUGGGAUGGCCAAGUGGGCUGCAAGAAUUAUAGAGAAAAAGUGAUGAGAUUUUUGCCAACAAAUAACAACACCAGUUUGCAAGAUCCUGAUGGGAUCCCCUGCAAUGCCUUGAAGAUGAAGCAUGUCUCUAUUCUGGUUGAAGGCUGGACUUGGAUUCCAGACGGUUUGGACAAUCUAUAUCCUUGCAGAUGCGGGCUUAGCUGUCUCUGGACCAAAUCUAAGGUUCUUGCAGAUCAGCCAGAGGCCAGGCUUUUUGAGACCACUACUCCUCCUCCCACGAGGCAUAAAGGAGAACCAUUGAGAGUGUACAUGGACCUCGAGGCUGGAAGGAGAUCUACCUCUUCGGCAGAUGUUUUUGUUAGUUAUCAUGCUGGAGAUGAUAUACAGGCAACAUAUGCAGGUGCUCUUUUUCAUAAUAGUCGUAACUAUUAUGUGUCUCCUUCAAAGAAUAACGAUACACUGGUAUAUUGGUCUUCCUCAAGAUGUUUGAAAGACAGGAAUCAACUUGCAGGAAAAUUACUUUCAUUGCUUUCUCACCAUUCAUUUGGGAAAUGCCUAAACAACGUUGGUGGACGAGAUAUGGCAUUGAAAAUGUAUCCAGAAUGUCGAUCAAGUGGUAGUGGAAGUCAUAGUUGGUCUGAUCAUCUUCACUGUGCGAUGUCACAUUACAAAUUUGUCUUAGCUAUUGAGAACACUAUGACUGAAAGCUAUGUCACAGAGAAAUUGUUCUAUGCUUUGGAUGUGGGUGCGGUGCCUAUUUAUUUUGGUGCUCCAAAUGUUCUGGAUUUUGUCCCUCCAAAAUCUAUUAUUGAUGGGUCCAAAUUUAGUUCCUUAGAAAGUCUGGCUUCAUAUGUAAAACGGGUUGCAAAUGAUCCUGUGGCUUAUGCUGAAUAUCAUGCCUGGCGUCGUUGUGGUGUUCUAGGGAACUAUCACAGGACUCGGGCAGUCAGCCUUGAUUCUUUUCCUUGUCGAUUAUGUGGCUUAAUAAGCAAACUUGGAGGAAAAUAUGCAAAUAGUUGAAAGAUUUUUGUCUCGCAUCAUCAUAUAAAUCAUGCAUUUCUUUCAUA